This is a messenger RNA of Pecten maximus, 2288 nucleotides long. RefSeq lists its product as uncharacterized. The transcript is spliced from 2 exons. Gene Ontology annotation, molecular function: protein binding. NCBI's taxonomy places the organism in Eukaryota, Metazoa, Mollusca, Bivalvia, Pectinida, Pectinidae. The coding region runs from base 50 to 2098 and encodes 682 amino acids. The record is from RefSeq and is a predicted model, not a curated record.
GAUAACGACAUUGAGACAGACCGGGAGAACACACACAGAAGCUAUUGCUAUGGCGUCUGUGGGGGACACAGGAGAAAAUGAGAGAAUGUCUGUGCUUUUGUCCAGGCUGCUGGACAGGAAAGUUAUUGGGACACCGGAAAUGGUGACCAUCAAAAGAAGGAUUUGGCCCAUACAGGAGCGCAUACAGAAUUCUAGUAACGACUUUGAAGACUUAACCUAUUGCGGAAGUCAGCCCGAAGGGAUCGUCAUGCAAGGCUCGGAUCUUGAUGUUUUGCGAACAGAUAAGAACGUUGUGGUAUUGUACCAAGGACAAAGUAUUCCAAAGGACUGUGCUCACAAAACAGUUCUGUUUAUCAGAGAAACCGGAUGCAGAUCGGGCUAUGCAACUUUACAAUUAGGUCAUUUCGGCGAAAUGGUAACCGAAACAUUAUCCGAGUCACUCGUUCCUGUUGGCGCAGACGACACCCUGUAUGUUUCCAGUGAUAUCUAUAGGGAGAAAUGUGUGAAGAGAAUCGCUGAAACAACAAGAAUGAAGGCAGAAUCUCAUGGCCCAAGUAGUAUACUGACCGAAAUACAACAUCAGUCUGAUCACGUAUAUAGUUUUGUAUGUAACAGUUUUCCUAGAGAGGCUGAUGAAUGGAUUACUCGUACACGGGUGUAUGGCUGGCCUUCGCAAGAGCUAAUCGACAAAAUCGUCCAGAGUGGCUGCCAUCUUGUCCCUAUCGGGGACAAGUGCUCCGGGGACACUUUGUUACAAUGGAGAAUAUCACUUGUAAAAGCAGAGAAACGGCUUGUUCACUCUCUGAAUCACGUACAAUUUCAAGUUUACUGUUUGCUAAAAUAUUUCCUGAAACAGAUUCAAGAUACAUUGGAGAAAGUGAUUGGGGAUCGAGACAUACUGUGUUCUUAUUUCAUGAAAACAUUGAUAAUUUUCGCUGUUGAAAAUACGCAUCAGAUGUUCUGGCAAGAGAAAAACUUGUUUUACUGUUUCUGGUUUUGUUUCAAUAUCUUGGCAUCGUGGGUCAAAUCUGGGUGUUGUCCGAACUACUUCUUUGCAAAAAACAACAUGUUCGAGAAAAAAGUUCACGGAGAGAACCAACGAAAAUUACUUCAUAUUCUAGAACAAUGCCAUGUAUUGAAAUGGAUGAGUUUAUCUGUUGGAACUUAUUUUGAUCCGUCGAUAAUGGAAUAUCUUAGAUAUGCUAAAGUUCAAGAUGAGCUUAAAAGACCAAGAACUCGAGAAAAAAUAGAGCAUGAAAAUGACAUGGAGGCGCUAGAUGGGUUGAAAUGGUGUCGAAGAUUGUUCUUGUACAGAGAUUCAGUCUCAAGUCCGAUGACUCUAUUAUCGAAAUCUGAAUCAGAACUUGACGAGUUGAUCACCUACUUUAGUUCAGUGUGCACGCUCACUACAUUAGCAGCAGACGCGUAUCCGGACAACAUGUUGCCUGCUGACAACAAGACGAGAUACAAGAUUCUAAAGAAAUGCAAACGUUGGUUGAUACCCGGGUCCUCAUUCGGCACAGAGUUGUUGUACUUGGCAACUUUUCAUUUCCAGACUGGAAACUACGAAAAAGCGUUAGAACUCUGCAAAAGGAUAAUGUCACUGAACACAUUUGAUAUUGACGAUGAAACACGUGUGGCACCCGAGCACCAAGAAAGUCACGUGCAUCCGUUCUGUGGACAAGGAUACUCCUUGAUAGACAGGAUUAAGAGGAUAUUUACCUACCUCCUCUUCUUUAAGGAUGGUCCAUUUUGUCUUCCUCAGUUCCAGCCAGAGUUAUCACAAACUGAUCGCGGUGUGUAUAUUCCUUCUCUGCCGUACGCGGUGUUCUUGUAUUUCCUUUGCUGCCACGAGUUGGGGGACAAAAGUGGACGAGAUGCAGCUCUACGUCACAUGAUUGUGUUGAAGUACGAUAACCAACAAGGGGGACACAAACAUUGGAUAGUACACACACUCCUCGGGAUCUGUUACCAAACCCUAGGGGAUACUCAGAGAGCUAUCAGAGCUUAUUUGGAAUCUCAUAAAACAAAAACGAUCUUUCACGAGUUGAAUCCUGCCUUGGAGCGGAUUCAAGCUUUGCAAUCAAUGGGGGAGUAGAGGUUGCAUUUACUCAGAACUGGUUCAGAUGGACAGUGGAAAGAUUGCGGAACGAGUAGACAAUACGUUUUGAGGCUUUGGCAAAAUGGCAGAUAAUGUGGCAUCUGCAUUUUCAUUCACCUCGAUAGGGCAAUAUGGCAAUCGCAACAUCCCUGGAGUUAUUUCCGGCUAUCCUCGAGUUUAGUUUCCU